This is a messenger RNA of Cryptotermes secundus, 1899 nucleotides long. RefSeq lists its product as uncharacterized. The coding region runs from base 491 to 1345 and encodes 284 amino acids. The transcript is spliced from 3 exons. NCBI's taxonomy places the organism in Eukaryota, Metazoa, Arthropoda, Insecta, Blattodea, Kalotermitidae. The record is from RefSeq and is a predicted model, not a curated record.
AAUCUCUCGAUACCACGGAGUACGGGUACUAAUGUGUACCUGUGUUUGUAAUGCCGGCGCUACACGAUGCUACGAACACCCUCCAACGUUCGACGCUUGAUAGUUUGUCGCAUCGUGUGGCCGAGCUUCCAAUCUACGAGCUACGAAUGUCGAGCGUCGAACAUUCGCGUUUGGACACGUUCCAGCCACUGUCGGUAUUUCUGCCCCGAGUCAAAGGAAUUCCUAGAACGUUGGGAGGAAAACAUUCGUUGGUUUGAUGCACGGCUACACGAGUGGGUCGAAUAUAGCAGUCUUAUCAGGUCGUAAAUGCUGUAAGGAAUUCCUAGAACGUUGGGAAGACAACAUUCGUUGGUUUGAUGCAAGGCAACACAAGUGGGUCGAAUAUAGCAGUCUAUCUUGAACUAUCAGGUGGUAAAUACUGUUUGUUAAAAUAGAGUAAAAGAGUAGAAGUAAAUUAUAGUCAUUGAUCUGUAUUUAACAGGUUUUUAAGAUGGAAUGGAACACUGAAUUAAUUAUGGAAUUUAUCAACUUAUACGAAAAACACCCAGUACUUUGGGAUCCCAAGCAUUCAAAUCAUAAAAAUCGAAACAGUUUAAAUGACGCUUGGCUGGAUAUUGCGAGUGAGUUUAGCAUUGAUGUAACUGUUGAAUUAUUACGAAAGAAAAAAGAAUCACUUAUGGCCACCUAUAGAACUUUAUCAAGAAAAGUACGAGACUCCGAAACAACUGGAUCUGGAACCAAGGAUGUAUAUAAUCCAUCAUGGUUCGCAUAUGAUGCCAUAGACCGCUUUAUUAGGGCUACAGGAAAGAAAACAACAUCGUUAAGUUCAGAGGAAACCGAGAUUGAGGAUGAGAAUUCUCAGAAUGAACAGGAGGUAUUGAAUGAUCAAGAACUAGAAGAACAGGGAAAUGAGCCUAACUUAGUCCGCGAAACAAGACAAGACAUUAACAAGAAUCCAGAGCGAGGAUAUACAAGUUUUGUAUUGCCUCAAAGCGCUCCAGGAAAUAAAAGAAAAGUAGGCCCCAAUCCAGUCGAAGCAAAUUUAGCUAAGCAUUUAAAGCAAGCAAGUGAUGCUUUAACAACUCUUACCACCAAAUCGCAAACAAAGACAUUGCAAGAUGCACCUGCGUUAUAUGGGCAGCUGUUGGCUGCUAAACUUAGAAGCUUGUCACAAAGAACUCAACUUAUCUUACAAAAUAAAAUAGAUAACCUCGUUUUUGAAGCAGAACUCAAUGAAAUUGAUAGUUCUGGUGCUACAGGUGGGCGUUCCGUUACUACUAACGUUAUUUCCCCAGAACCUAAUCCAUCUGCAUCAAGCAGUCAUUCUUCUUCUAGCCCGAACUAAGUAACGUUACAAUCGGUCAUGGAUUGCUAAACUUGAUAAAAUUAAAAUGAAUUUAUUCUUAUUUCAUAGAUGCUUCAUAGACAUAAGUCAAGGACGUAAAACAUGUAACACAAAUACAGCAUUUGUUUUCAGAAUAAAUAAAAAAAUUAAUACAAAGUUGUAACAGCUAAUCACAUAUCUACAGAUGUACACGAACUAAACAGAUUUAAAAAUUUAUAUUUGCACGAGCAAAUCACGAUGUAGUUCAAGGAACAAAUACACCUGGUUCAGGGAGAGUAAUUACCUUGUCCGUCCCCACCAAAUUGUCAUUGCUGUAGAAACUCUUCGUUAUUCGUGUGUAACAUGGCAGCGGUAACGUGACAAUCUAUCUGAAUAUAAGCAUAUUUAAUUAUUAUUAUUAUUAUUAUUAUUAUUACAGUAACGGUUAUGUAACACCAUAUUAAAACAUCACUCAUAAUAUCUUGCUCACUAAACUUAGGACCAUUACACUUAAUUACUUAUGCAGCUGAGCCAUUCUUGAUGAGAAGCCAAAUGUGCAGCUACUCAAGAAUUUC